Messenger RNA from Hymenoscyphus albidus, 1472 nucleotides. The record is from the annotation of a GenBank genome assembly. NCBI's taxonomy places the organism in Eukaryota, Fungi, Ascomycota, Leotiomycetes, Helotiales, Helotiaceae.
AUGUCAAAAGCACGGUACGAAAUAUUUCAUGAUAUGUUAAAAUUAAUCAAGCAAGCUCACUCCAAGGCUAGAUCCCACUUCAAUGACACCAACGAACCAGUCGCUCUAACAGCUUUCGGCAUAACCUUUUAUAUAAUCACGCAAGCAAAACACUCCGCCGAAGUCUACCGCAACACAGAAACAUUAUCGUUCGAAGAAUUCGUUCAAGGCCUUAUGAGAACCAACGGCAGCAAUGAGAAAGUUAUUCAAGUCAUGUAUUCGUCCCUCCCUGUCGACAAGCCCGGGUUUCCCAAUCCUCUAGGCGAAUCCCUAGGUGUCCUCGCGCAGAAAAUGCAUAUCCAUCAACUCAACCCUGGGAACAACUUGAUGCUUCUUCAGAAGCAGGGUCUGAUCUACAUCGACCAUCUUCUACGUCUGGGAACUAUGCAAUCCGUAUGCAAGUACGCCACGUCUCGGAGCGCAACUCAUAUCGAGGUUCCUCUUUAUAAAUGGUGCGGGGAUUCUUUUGUUCGACUCGGUCAACACGUCUAUGUUGGGGAGGCUCUCGAUGAAAUCGAUCCCUUGCUUCCUAAAGCCUUUCUGGACUUUGAUGAGAGGAGUUGGAAGAUGCUGUAUCAGUACCCUGACUUUCUGUCUCGCGACAUGUCUACACCCCGAACCCGUGUUGUUUCUUCCUUGACGAGGUACUUUCAAAUACCAAAAUAUCUCAGAAGCGACGGGGCUGCUUGGCUGAUCAACGCCAUGGAAGAGGAGAUGAGAGCCCUUGUUGUGGACGACGAGAAUCUUGCCAUCCUCAUGCUCCAUCUGUACUUUGUGUAAGACUCCCACCAGCUAGAAUGAUGACGAAAAUAACUGAUACCAUCAUCUCUAGAAUCAACACCAGUACCCGCAAGAGUGCCUUCUGGGUACUCACAUACUUGCUCCACAACCCCACGCUUCUGAAAGCCUAUCGAGAGGAAACAGAAGCCGCUUUCAGACACGGAGAACUGAUCGAUCCAUCAUACAUCCAAGAUCCUAUAAAAUGUCCCCAAGUCGACCGCAUCUGGCACGAGACACUACGCCUCGCCAGUUGGUCCGCAUCCAUCCGUCGCAUCACCCAAGACACCACCAUCGGCGGCAAAGUCAUGCUCACAGGCAACCGCGUGCUGGUGCCCCAUCGACUCCUCCACUUCGACGCCACCAUCUUCGGCGAGAACCCCCAAUCUUUUAUUCCCGAGCGAUGGCUGAAAGAGAAUCUGGGACGUAGCACCUCCUGGCGUCCCUUUGGCGCGGGGAAAACGACGUGUAGUGGGAGGUUUCUGGCUCGCUUUGAGGUUACUACCUUCGUAGUGAUUUUGUUGAGAAGGUUUGAUGUGGAGAUGGUGGGGAGUCCGCAGUUUCCUGUAGCGGAUGUGGGGAGACCUGUUUUGGGGAUUAUGUCGAUUAGGAAGGGACAUGAUUUUAGGGUUAGAUUGUCUGAGAGAAGAUACUAA